AUGCUUUGCACUGUUCUAGUAUUUUACCAUACAAUUUUUUAGAUGCCUCUGUUAGAGGUAUUGAUUCGAGCAAUAUUUACAGUACCUUCAGCAAGUGAGGCUAGUCAAGUUUAGGUAUUUGUUACUUUUUUCUCCAAACUAUAAUUGAAAAAUAGACUUCUUAAUCAAAUUCAGAGAAUUUUUGGUAUUUUUAGCUUAUAAUAUUUGUUUAAUUUGCCAGAUUCUAAAAGAUAAACUCUAAAAAUUGAAAUCGAAUAUGAAUUUGCACUAUUUGUGCUCACCACAAUUAUUGAAAAUUCUAGUAAUGAGACAUUUUCUAACUAACAAGCACAGGGAUAAUUGCUUGAUAUCAUAAUCUCACAUAUUGAAAAUUGUGAUGACGAAUUAUGUAUUUGCUCUGAAAUCGAAAAUUUCUUUGAGCUAAUGAAAUAUAAAGAAUUCGAAAAUAAAGAGGUUGUGUCAUUAGUAUUAGAAGAUCGUAAAAAAUAUAAGAAAAUUAUAGAUGAACAAGGCCUAAUAGGCAGCGUAUCAAAUUUCACUCAAUUAGUAAACUAAAAAUCUAAUCAAGUAUCAACUCAUUUACAAAUGCUGAAUGAAAUAGAUAUAUUAUCAAAAAAAGAUUAAAGUGAAGAUAAAUUGAAUAAGGCUUUUUAAAGAAAUGAAAAUGAUGAAGGAGAGUAUUUUAUCAAGAUUGACAAGCUAAAUAAAAGAUUUAGUUAUUUAUCAGAUUUACUUUGUACUGGAAUGAUGACAUUCUGGAAAGAGAUUGAGAAAACAGAUGUUGAAAUGGACUUACUACUAAAAAUGAGCGAUAAGAUAGCUGAAAAUAUUAGAGAAACACACUAAAUUUUCAAAUAAAUUGAAUAGACUGCAAUUAUGAAAGACUACUAAAUAUACUUUCAGUAUGCGGUAAUUUAGCUACAUGUAUUCAACGAUAUUUAUAUGUAUGAAACAUAUAUAGGCAAAAUGAAAAGUUUGAUUGAGUAUGCAAAAAUGUUCGAAAGGAAUGAUAAAAGUGAUUUUAAAACGGAAUACUAGAACUAUUUGAUAGUAGAUGCGAAUGGAUAGAAAUUCGGUCAAGUCAUCUAAAUGAACAAAAAUUUUAUGACAUUCUUGGAUUAUGAAUUUAAAGAGGAGAGAUCUUUUAAGAUAGAUGAUAUGAUGCCAACACUGAUAUGUGAAAAACAUAAUCUAUUCUUAGAUAGAUACAAUAAAACUGGAUAAAGCCUUGUUUUAAAUUAGAAGAUUUGUUUAUUUUUCAAGAAGAGAAGUGGUUAUGUUGUUCCUGCAGAAGUACUAAUAAAGUUUCAUUAUUCUGCAGAGCACUAGUAUAUAUUCUUGUCUAUGGUAAAGCCGAUAUAUGAGAUGAAGCCUUUUAAUAGCUCAAGCGAAAAUAUCAGAAAGAAAGUAGAUAAUGUUCUUGUUGAUUUAAAUUUCUAGCAAUUUAAACAUGGAAGGAAACCAAGAUAUAUUGGGGGAAUUCUUUAUGAAGAUAUACACAUGUUAGAAAUGGUAGAGCUAAUUGAAGAUAAUGAAAAUAUUCGAUCAAGUUUUUUCCUAAGGGACUAAGAAAUAAGAUUUAAAGUAAAGACAAGAAUUUUUGAAGAGAGGUAUUGUGGUGGUGCAUUAGAUAUUAACAUAUUUUGUAUGGUAAUAAUGGAUGAAACAAUGGAAGAUUUUUCACAAAUCCCAUCUUUGUUAAAAAUAAAGGCAAACCAUGAAAAGUCAAGAUUUGGUAAAACAAUAAUUUCCUCUGAAUAAUAAUUGAAAUAAAGCUAUGAGGAUAAUCCCUAGGAAGAUAACGAAUCAAUUGCAUCAUCAAUGAAUUCUACCAACACAAGUCAAGUAGAAUACAAAUCUAUGAACUAUCUUACAUCAUAAAAAACACCUAGGUCUCUCAAAAUAAUGUUUCAGCUUGCUUUUGUACUCUAUCUUGUGUUGCUUGUCAUACCUUCAAUUAGUUUGGGUAUUAACAUUUUAAGGCAAUCAUAGUCAGAGUUAGACAUUCAUGUUGUUCAAUUAGCUUGUUAAAGGUUAAAUUAAGUUAGCAAAUAGGUGCUGUAUGCUCGUUCACUCCUCAACAUGUAAAAUAAUAAGGCUUUGUAAAUGACAAGCAUAUAUCCAAAUAGAUUUGAAAACCUUAAGUAAAUUCAGAGUAUUUAUAUUGAUGAACUGAGAGGGACUUAGUCAGAAAUCUAAAAUUCUAGAUUUUAAAAAUCAUCUUAGUUCAUGAAAUACAUUGAAGAAGAAAGUGUGUAACUCUAUUUUCUCAAUUCCUUGAAUAACUAUUUCAUGAAGAGAGAAAAGGUAGACUUAGCAAUUAAUCUCUAUAUUGCUAGAUUAUCAGAAUUUAAUUAGAUGAACCAGAGCUAAUACCAAGGAAAUUUAAGCAUUUUUACUUUGAAUCCAAAUAAUUCACUAAAUUAUAGACCAACUUAGGAUGAAUAGUCGAUUUAUUUUCUUAUUGAGAAUGGUAUUAAGGGUAUUUUAUCAAGUGUUGGAAUUACUAUUAAUUAUUUUGUUAAAGAUGCAGAAGAUCAUAGUAAAUAAAAUAUAAGCUCAACUGAAAUAGUAACUAUUGUUUCGAUAAUUACUAUAAUGGUUGUAGGGAUUAUUUUUACACCUAUUUUUAGUAAAUCAGAGAUUAGAAGGUAUCUUGCAAUAAAAUUUUUCCUGAAUUUGGAUUAAUUUGUUGUCUAGUAAAUGAAAAGAAAUGUUGAUCAUUGCUAGACUAUAUUAGACGAGAAAAAAUAAAAUCAUGUCAGCUAAGAGUAUUAGAAAUUUAUGAAAGAGAUCAAAAGCAUAAAAAUUGAAAGUGAUUUCCAUAAAGGAAAAUCUUAAAAUCAAGAUCAUAACAAACUAGUAGUUCCUAGAGAGUAAUUGCAAUUCAAAAUGAUGACAAACUAUAUGAUAAAUAACACAUUUUUAGAGUAAUAACAAAUUUAAGACUAUGAGAAAUAAAAAUUAAGAUUAACUCUAGGCAAGAAUCGUAAUUACAAUAUUGAUUUCAAAGAUCUAUCUGAAAUGCAGAGUGAUAGCUUAAUAUCAAUGAAUUCAAGCUUAUUUGGUGGCUAGAAAUUAUUAGCAGCUGAAUAAGGAAGAAAAAAUACACAGCAAACGAAAGAUAUCAAUAUCUUUUAAGCAGACAAUCAUAAUCAACAAGAUAAUAUUAAGAAGUAAUUUAGACCUUCAAAUGUUGAUUAAACUUACACUCCAUAAUAUACUUCAGCUCCUAAUAUUGGAAAUAGUGCUCCUAACAUUUUUAUUAGUAGAGUCUAGAGUGAACUUAAUUAGCAAUCUUUGUCUGACUCCUCCCUUUCUCAAUCUAUAGUUUCAUCACAGUACUACAAAAGUAUAGUUUUACCAGAAAGUAAGAAUCUUGAAGAAACUCAUAACAAAUAAAUAUUGCCGACAGUAACAGCUUAGGAAAUAAAGUCUAACGAAAUAGAUAAAAAGAUGCUAAAAAUAUUGAUGAAAGUCAAGAGAUCUAAACUAUUGAUGUUUGCCACAUCUAUAUUCAUUAUCUUGAUUCUCUCUGGAUAUUUUGUAAUUACUUUUUUCAUGGCUAUAAAUACAUUUGAUACAAGUGCUGAAGUUAAUGGAAAGUUAAAAGCAAUAUUUUAGAGAGGUUCCUGCCUUGAUAUUACUAUUAAUUUUUACAGAGAGACUCUUAUCAGAUAAGAACUUAUAUAGUUUGAAGGAGUUAAUUAUACAAGUGGAAUCGAUUUCAUGUUUGAUAAAUGCUAGCUGUAAGAAAAAGAAUACAAUCGAUUAAGAGUUGAUGACCUUUCAUAUCUCGCAUUCGCUUUGCCAAUAUUAAAUAAGAUUGAAUCUAAGGAGUUCUGUGACUAUGUAUUUAAAGAUACCUACAAAUAGUAAAAUUAAUUAUGCAAAACAAGCCUAAAAGGCAUUUUCAAGAAGGGCUUUAGUAAUGGCAUAAAUUACAUCUACAAUACAUUAUUCAAGAAUACAAUCUAAAUUAAAGCAGCUUUACUCUAGAAAGAUAAAGAAACAAUAAUUUAGAUGAUGAAAGAUCCAUUCGUUGUUGAGAUAAUCGAUAUUAACUACCUGGUUUUAGAUCCUGCAUUCAAAAUGAUAUAAGAUAGUACAAGAGAUAGUGUUUUAAAGCAUAUUUAAAAAUUACUGUCUAAUUUCAUAGUCGCUUUUGUGGUUUUUAUUUCUAUGUUGACAUUAUCACUGCUUGUGUUGAUAUUUUAUGGAUUUAAAAGGUUAAGGCAUUCGAUGAGCAAUACUAACAUAAUAUUGAGAGUUAUUCCUUAUGAAGCAAUCAGCAAGGAUGAAAGGGAUGAAAUCAGAAACUUCUUCGAUUAAUGA
This is a messenger RNA of Stylonychia lemnae, 4335 nucleotides long. NCBI's taxonomy places the organism in Eukaryota, Ciliophora, Spirotrichea, Sporadotrichida, Oxytrichidae. The record is from the annotation of a GenBank genome assembly.